AAGUGAGGGAAAUUCAAAGCCAUUGUUUUGCUAUCAUCGCCUAGGUUUUGUUUCACUACCUAUAAAAAAGCAUAAAAAGAAGUGGCGGACUUUCCAACCCAAGCCAACAACAACAACAACAAAAAAGCUGUGUCUUAGUUAGCAGUCUUCGCUGAAAAUCCAAAGCUUUGAUUCCACUUUCUCUAUAUCUAUCACAUCCAUCCUACCCCUUUUAGCAAAAAAGCAAGAGAGAAAAAGAGAUGGCAGGCAUUGCAGCUGGUAUUUCUUCUUCUGGUGUGCUGCUUAGAGCUAGAGAGUCUGGAAGUAAUGGGGCUUCUUUGGUUCAGUAUAGUGGGCUUAGGCCAAGUGCCAACAUGCCAAUUGCUUCAACUAGGCCCAGUGCAAGUUGGUUGAUUUCAACUAGAGCUCCAAAAUGCAGAAUAAUUAAGGCCCAUGCUUCGACAAUUUCAGCUCCCACACGGGAAACGGAUCCUAAAAAACGUGUUGUCAUAACAGGAAUGGGCCUUGUUUCGGUUUUUGGCAAUGAUAUUGAUACAUUCUAUAACAAACUUCUUGAGGGGGAGAGUGGGAUUAGCCUAAUUGACAGGUUUGAUGCUUCAAACUUCUCCGUCCGGUUUGCAGGUCAAAUUCGUGAUUUUUCUUCCAAAGGCUACAUUGAUGGGAAGAAUGAUCGCCGGCUUGAUGAUUCCUGGAGGUACUGUUUAGUUGGUGGCAAGAGGGCCCUUGAAGAUGCCAACCUUGGAACUGAAGUUCUUGAAAAAAUGGACAGAACAAAAAUUGGAGUUCUAGUGGGAACAGGCAUGGGAGGCUUAACAGCAUUCAGCACUGGAGUGGAAGCUCUAAUCCAGAAGGGAUAUAAGAAAAUCACACCAUUCUUCAUUCCUUAUUCUAUCACCAACAUGGGUUCAGCAUUGUUAGCUAUAGACAAUGGCUUAAUGGGACCUAAUUACUCCAUUUCAACUGCUUGUGCAACGGCAAAUUACUGCUUCUUUUCAGCUGCUAAUCACAUUAGAAAAGGUGAGGCAGAAAUCAUGGUAGCUGGUGGGACUGAGGCUGCAGUCAUGCCUACUGGGGUUGCUGGGUUUAUAGCUUGCCGGGCUUUGUCUCAGAGAAAUGGCGAACCCCAGGGAGCUUCGAGACCAUGGGACAAAGAUCGUGAUGGUUUUGUCAUGGGAGAGGGUGCUGGAGUGCUGAUUAUGGAGAGCUUGGAGAGUGCAAUGAAAAGAGGAGCUAAAAUAUAUGCAGAGUAUUUAGGUGGUGCUAUAACAUGUGAUGCUCAUCACAUGACUGAUCCUAGGUCAGAUGGCCUUGGAGUUUCAUCUUGUAUAAAGAAGAGUUUAGAAGAUGCUGGAGUUUCUCCUGAAGAGGUGAACUAUGUGAAUGCUCAUGCAACAUCUACACUAGCAGGGGAUUUGGCUGAGGUCAAUGCAAUCAAGAAGGUUUUCAAGGACACAUCAGAGAUAAAGAUGAAUGGGACUAAGUCAAUGAUUGGACAUGGCCUUGGUGCUGCUGGUGGGUUGGAGGCCAUAGCAACUAUAAAAGCAAUUAACACUGGCUGGUUGCAUCCAACUAUUAACCAAAAUAACUUGGAGCCUGAUGUUACAAUCGACACUGUCCCAAACGUAAAGAAGAAGCAUGAAGUGAAUGUUGCUAUCUCGAACUCAUUUGGCUUUGGUGGGCACAAUUCAGUGGUUGUCUUUGCUCCCUUCACACCCUAAAUAAAACUCAACCCCACCUUCACCUUUCUAUAAUUAGAAUCAUCAAUUUUGAGAUGUUAAAGUUGUUGGAAGGAUAAAAGCGUUUACAUGAGUAUUGCAAUCAAGUGUGCUAUAAUGAGUCCUGAAGGCAAUGUUCCCUUCAUCAUUGUUUUGAUGAUUCAGAUUUAGUGAUUUUUUUCAGUGAAUAAAGCAUUCAUGCCAAAUUUCUCUUUGUUGUUCUUGUGUAUUUGUGGGCUUAUUUGCUAAGAAUGGAAUUUUGGAUUAUAUUGUUACA
Molecule: messenger RNA, 1992 nt
Organism: Quercus lobata
Lineage: Eukaryota; Viridiplantae; Streptophyta; Magnoliopsida; Fagales; Fagaceae
Product: 3-oxoacyl-[acyl-carrier-protein] synthase I, chloroplastic-like
Exons: 8
Coding region: 240-1718 (492 amino acids)
Biological process (GO): fatty acid biosynthetic process
Cellular component (GO): mitochondrion
Molecular function (GO): 3-oxoacyl-[acyl-carrier-protein] synthase activity
Source: RefSeq, a predicted model, not a curated record